AUGGACAACCUCCAAACCAUCCAAUUAACGGUGGACGCCGCAAAGGGCGUCGCCCUGAUCCGGUUUGACCGGCCUGCCAAGAGAAACGCCUUCUCGCAGGCCAUGAUCGGUGAGCUCGUCGCAACUCUGAGUCACCUCGACGCCCUGGAUAGCGUCCGCGCCGUCGUUGUCACCGGUGGCCCGGACGGCCCUUUCUGCGGACCCGAUUUCCACGUGCAAGUACCGCUCAGCCGUCGGUCGGCGGCACUGCGCGCGGCAAUCGACUAG
Molecule: messenger RNA, 267 nt
Organism: Colletotrichum higginsianum IMI 349063
Lineage: Eukaryota; Fungi; Ascomycota; Sordariomycetes; Glomerellales; Glomerellaceae
Product: enoyl-CoA hydratase/isomerase
Exons: 2
Coding region: 1-267 (88 amino acids)
Source: RefSeq, a predicted model, not a curated record